Messenger RNA from Platichthys flesus (European flounder), 3266 nucleotides. RefSeq names its product leucine rich repeat containing 1 (gene lrrc1). Bases 408 to 1988 code for a protein of 526 amino acids. Gene Ontology annotation, molecular function: protein binding. NCBI's taxonomy places the organism in Eukaryota, Metazoa, Chordata, Actinopteri, Pleuronectiformes, Pleuronectidae. Gene Ontology annotation, cellular component: postsynaptic membrane; postsynaptic density; adherens junction. The record is from RefSeq and is a predicted model, not a curated record. Gene Ontology annotation, biological process: neurotransmitter receptor transport, endosome to postsynaptic membrane; neurotransmitter receptor transport postsynaptic membrane to endosome. The transcript is spliced from 14 exons.
GUGAAUGUUCCGGGUCACAAACUGGACGGGAGAGGAAAUUAACUCCGGGACGAGACGGAAAAAAACGCGAACGCCGCCCGCCUCCGACACGGAGAUGUAGCCCGUGUUUCCCCUGCCGCUGACAGAGCACCGCGAGACGGAGAGGUGGAGGACGAGCAACAAACAGGUGUCCGAAAAGUGAAGUAAAGUGAGGGCACGACGGAGCGAGAGACGUCCCCAUGUUGGCUUCGAGCUGACGAGCGUUAGCAAGUGUUAUUUACAGCCGGAGUUUCGGUGUUUACUCGCGGGUGAGUAUCGCUCCGCUCGGGCUUGUCGCUCAAUCUAGUCCCGGUCGGUCUGAGGCAAUCUGUUGCAUCCUCCUCGUCCUCGCUGUUUGGUCCGAGGCUUGAUUCCCAGCUCCCUUCGUCAUGUUCAACUGUAUCCCCCUGUGGCGGUGCAACCGUCAUGUGGAGGUGAUCGAUAAACGCCACUGCUCCCUGCUGUUUGUGCCCGAUGAGAUUUAUCGCUACGGACGGAGUUUGGAGGAGCUGCUGCUGGAUGCCAACCAGCUCCGGGACUUGCCCAAGCCAUUUUUCCAGCUGGUGAAACUAAGAAAACUCGGCCUGAGUGACAACGAGAUCCAGAGACUCCCACCAGAAAUAGCAAACUUCAUGCAGCUGGUAGAACUGGAUGUCUCUCGAAAUGAUAUUAUGGAUAUUCCAGAGAGCAUUUCAUACUGCAAAGCCCUCCAAGUGGCAGAUUUCAGUGGAAAUCCAUUAACAAGGUUACCUGAAAGCUUUCCAGAGCUGCGGAAUCUAACAUGCCUUUCCAUCAACGAUAUUUCAUUGCAAGUUCUUCCAGAUAACAUUGGAAACCUUUCCAAUUUGGUAUCACUAGAACUCAGAGAAAAUCUGCUCACAUUCCUACCAGAGUCACUAUCGCUGCUCCAUAGACUUGAAGAACUCGACCUAGGAAAUAAUGAACUGUACAAUCUGCCCGAGUCGAUAGGCUGUCUCGUCAGUUUAAAGGACUUAUGGCUGGAUGGAAACCAGUUGGUCGAAAUACCUGCAGAGAUGGGCAGUAUGAAGAGCCUGCUGUGUCUAGAUGUGUCAGAAAACAAACUGGUGCACCUCCCUGAGGAGCUGGGGGGUCUGCUGUCACUGACUGACCUGUUGGUUUCUCAGAACGUCAUUGAUGCUCUACCUGACAGCAUUGGAAAACUACGGAAACUUUCGAUCCUGAAGGCGGACCAGAACAAACUAACUUAUCUUCCAGAGACCAUUGGCAACUGUGAAAGUCUCACUGAACUUGUGCUCACAGAGAACCAUCUACAGAGUUUGCCAAGGAGUGUCGGGAAACUAAAACUACUUUCCAACUUCAACUGUGACAGAAACCAGCUACUGUCGUUACCCAAGGAGAUUGGUGGCUGCAGUGGUCUGAAUGUCUUCUGCGUACGAGAGAACAGACUGACAAGGAUACCGUCAGAGCUGUCACAGGCCACAGAACUGCACGUGCUCGACGUCUCUGGAAAUAGGCUCAACCACUUACCCCUGUCGCUGACCACAUUACGGCUGAAGGCCUUGUGGUUGUCAGAGAACCAGUCGCAGCCUCUCCUCACCUUCCAGACUGACCAGGACCCAGACACAGGCGAGAAGGUGCUCACCUGCGUGCUGCUUCCUCAGCAGCCGUGUGAGUUAGACCUUAAAGGCUCUGACAAUCUUGCCCGCUUCGGAGCCGUGGAAAGCCUGGUGAAUGACAUGGCAGACGACACGUGGGACAACAAAGCCGUGAACAGGACCAGUGCCAUUCACUUCCUGGAUGAUGAUGAUGACGAGGAGGAUGACGACAAGGGAACUCUCCUGCGGCGAGCCACGCCUCACCCCGGCGAGCUGAAGACGAUGAAGAAAGCGGCCGAGAACCUCCGCAACGACCUGAACGCUGCCAAAGCCCUCGACUCCAACAAAAACGAGGUCAAUAACGCUGCAGACCGAGUGACCACGUCUGUGUGAUGUUUUUUUUUUUACCUCAAAUGUUUUUUACCUCCUGUGUGUCACCGUGUCGUCCUGCACAGCCCCCCCCCCCCCCCCCCCUCUCCUCUUUUAUUAUUUUACCUACAACCCCCCGGUGUGGCCUCCCUCUCCUCUGAUAAAAUCCCGGGACGCCUGUAACCGUACUCCAUCUCGAGUCCUGUGUAAAGCGUCUUCGACUGUAGUCGACCAGGGCUGCUGUGCCUUCCUCUUUUUAAUGAACGUCCACAGCAAUAAUUUGCACAGAGAUGCUCCUUUUAAAAGAUAUAUUAAUGAUUUAAUAUUUUUAAAUGCCUCCUUUUAAAAAAUAUACAUUAGGUAGUUGCACUAUUAUAAGUCUUUAUAAUAUGGUCAAACCUUCUUAAAUGUAUUAUAUAUUUGUUCUAUAUCUAUUUUCAAAACACUGGGUAAAUACUUCUUUUUACAUUUUGAGCAAACGCGCAGGGUUUUUUGGACCUACUGAUUAAGGAUUAUUGUAUAGUCUUUUGUGAAUAUUAAUACUUUUAUACUUUUCGGCAGCUCGGAUGUAAAUAAAAUGUAUAGUAAUUUUCUUAAUCAGUUUCAGAUUUUCAAACGUUUUCUUCUCUCUUUCAAACUUGGUACUUUUUUCUUUUCUAUUUCUUUUAAAAUCAAAGCAAUGAACAAACACAGUCACCAAUGUCUUAUUCAAGCCGUCAUCGCGCGAGUGAAUGGCCUUGAAUCCUCUUUGUUUAUGUAAUAUAUCUAGACUUUUAUUUUUGGAUAUUGAAUAUUUGAUUGAAUUAAUUAGGUUUGGAUUUAAGUGCUGCGCAUCAGCUUAAAACUCACCUGCAAUGCAAUUAAGCAGAAAUAACAAAUGCUAUAUUAUUUAUAUGUGCUGUGCUUCACUGCUUUGCCAUGUUUUCUCAAAUAGAUGCCAAAACCAGCUGUAUUUUAUUUUGAAAAGGAUUUCCUUUUUCUGACAUUUGGUGAAAGUGAGGUUUGUACCACAAGGAUUACAUCCUCUGGAAAAAAAAGCAGUUUUUAGAGGUUUCACUUUAAUGCACUUCUCAGUGUUUUUCAGAUCUUAUUCUUAUUUUAUAUGGUACAUGAUAAGUUGUUUUAUUUUUGUUUUAAACUGAUUGCAAAGAAGUGAACCGGAGAAAUGGUUCAUGUGUUGGUUUUUAUUGUUUUAAUUAUUUUCUGAUCAAACUGCACAAGACGGAUCUCAACACUGGCGCUGGGCCCUGAGAUCUGGAUGAGUUUUUAACCACUGAUCAAUAAAAAGAGUGCAACACCAAA